Messenger RNA from Hibiscus syriacus, 1191 nucleotides. Its product is annotated as transcription factor CYCLOIDEA-like. Bases 28 to 1191 code for a protein of 387 amino acids. The transcript has a single exon. Gene Ontology annotation, molecular function: DNA-binding transcription factor activity; sequence-specific DNA binding. Gene Ontology annotation, cellular component: nucleus. The record is from RefSeq and is a predicted model, not a curated record. Lineage: Eukaryota; Viridiplantae; Streptophyta; Magnoliopsida; Malvales; Malvaceae. Gene Ontology annotation, biological process: regulation of secondary shoot formation.
AACAACACUAGUUUUGUCUAAGCAAAGAUGUUCUUUCCAAUCUCAGCUAACAACUAUAAUAUCAACCCUUUUUCUCACCUUCCUCCUCCUCCUCCUCCACCUCCUCCUCCUCCUCCUUCUUAUUCUUCAUCUUACCAUCUUCCCCAAGUUCUUUUAAGCCACGAACCUAAUGACAAUGUCCUCCUUAAUCACCACCAUCAUGAUCUGGUGUCGGCUUCUUCAUUGUUGCCCGCCGCUGCAAACCCUCAGCAGCUUAACCUCAACGAGACUUUGCUCAACAUGGCGCUUUUGAACGAGGACCAUGGAGUACUUGAUUUUAGUGGUGGGCUUCGUCCGGGGUUUGUUUUUUCCGUCAAGAAGGCUCUGAAGAAAGAUCGGCACAGCAAGAUUUGCACUGCGAAAGGGGUGAGGGAUAGGAGGGUGAGGCUGUCCAUAGAAAUCGCCCGCGAUUUCUUUGAUCUUCAAGAUAUGUUAGGGUUUGAUAAAGCUAGCAAAACGGUGGAGUGGCUGCUUAGGAAAUCGAGGAACGCCAUUAAAGAGCUGACGAAGAUGAAGCAAUACGGGAAUGUUGGUUGCGCCGGUGGUCAAAAGAGGUUGUCUCUUGUCUCCGAUGAUGACGAUCAGCACGAAAUGAUGGCUAAGAAUCGAGUGUUUGAUUUCGAUGGAGGAGAAAGCAACUCACUUGAGCUAGAGGGUGUUGUUUCAAAAGAGAAAAAGUUACAGAAAUUAGCGGCAACCCCUCUUAAAGAGUCAAGGGCAAGGGCAAGGGCAAAGGCAAGGGCAAGAGCAAGGGAAAGAACUAGAGAAAAGAUGAACAGUGCUCAUGAGUGGAAAAUAUGUUCAGAUUCAAGCACUCACCCAUUGAGUUCUUUGACCCAACUGGAAACAUCCAAGAUACCUGCAGAUCAUUUAGUUUAUGGCCACAACAACAUGGUAUCGUCUUCCUUUAAAGUCGUUGCUCAUCAAGUUGAACAACCUAGUGCAGCAUCAAGAGAAAAUGUCAUCGAAAAAUCUAUAGUAAUCAGAAGGAUGUUGAAGCCAUCUACAAUUUUGGGUUAUCAGCAAAGCCUUGCAACUUCAAAGGAUGCAAACUGCUGCAACAGCUUUGACAGUAAUGGCUUCCCCAAUUUGUCCCAGAAUUGGGAUACUAAUGGUACAAACGGCUCACUCUACCCUUUGUGCUAUAAUUAA